Messenger RNA from Pungitius pungitius (ninespine stickleback), 580 nucleotides. Its product is annotated as protein FAM180B. Lineage: Eukaryota; Metazoa; Chordata; Actinopteri; Perciformes; Gasterosteidae. The transcript has 3 exons. Bases 32 to 538 code for a protein of 168 amino acids. The record is from RefSeq and is a predicted model, not a curated record.
GGAGACAGAUAAAGUGUUUUGGUUUUCAGCAAUGAUCAAAAGAAGAAUGAAUACAAAAAUACAACUUCAAAUCUGCCUUUGGGUAAUUUUGAGGAUUUGUUUUGUUCUGCAAGAAUCGGCUGCAGGCACAAGACCAACUUCUGAAACAACAUUCCCAUCUGUCUCUAAUGCAAACCUGAUGUUUGAGUUGUUGCUUGGCGGGGUGGAGAUUGACCGGGAUAACAACAUUGUUCUACUCGACGAGGAGAUGGCGUCGAUGAGGCGGGGGCGGGCAUUUCUGUCUCAGAUCAAUGACAACUUUCCCAGAAGUCUCAACUCCAUGCUGCAAACGGUGACCACGCUGGAGGGUCAAAAGAUGAGACGGCCAAUGGCUCAGGAUCAGUUUGACAGUCUUAUCCUGAGCAUGGUGUACUCUGCCGAGAAAGCCCGGCAUCAGGAGAGUAAAGAGGAACAGGCGGCCUGGAGUGACGUGCUGCUCCAGCUGGCAAACGCCACAGUCUAUGAACUACGUGGAAGCCAUCUCUUCAGUUAUGCAUGAUUCCAAAACCGCCGCUCUGUGUGAUGUAACACACAAUAAAUC